AUGGCAGCUAAGCUCCAGUUUAAUUGCACUAAUAAUAUGGCUGAGUAUGAAGCUUGUAUCCUCGGUUUGAAAAUGGCCAUUCACAUGAAUGUCCACGAGCUGUUGAAUGAGUUGGUUGAUGCCCUCGCCACCAUCGCCUCAAUGAUCAAGCAUCCGGAUACUAAGUAUAUCGAUCCUCUUGAUGUAGAGCUGAAAAAGCAGCCGGUCCAUUGUUCACAUGUUGAAGCAGAACCAGACGGUUUGCCAUGGUAUUUUGAUAUAAAGAUGUAUUUGGAGUCUGGGAUUUAUCUUGAAGACGCCACAUCCAACAAGAAAAAGUCGAUACGCAGUAUGGCCCUCAAUUUCUUUCUGAGUGGAGAAGUCCUUUAUAGGAGGACUCCAGAUUUAGGUCUUCUCAAUUGUGUCAAUGCUUUUGAAGUUGUGAAGAUUAUCGAACAGAUACAUGCUUGA
Molecule: messenger RNA, 450 nt
Organism: Solanum lycopersicum (tomato)
Lineage: Eukaryota; Viridiplantae; Streptophyta; Magnoliopsida; Solanales; Solanaceae
Molecular function (GO): nucleic acid binding; RNA-DNA hybrid ribonuclease activity
Source: RefSeq, a predicted model, not a curated record